ACUAUCGAUAAAUAGCUAUAAUAUCAACAUCUCUAAUUUGUCUCACUCCUUUUCACUUUAGCGAGGCAAAAUUUGUCACAUUUCUUUGGCAAAAUUUGCAGUUUGUGAUAAAUCAAUUAAAUAAGCACGUCGAGAGCGUAGCGCAACACCUCAGACAAGAUACACUAGUUAAACCAGCAACGCUGCAAAAUGCCCAAGAAUAAAGGAAAAGGUGGCAAAAAUCGUCGUCGUGGAAAGAACGAAAACGAGUUCGAAAAACGUGAACUGAUCUUUAAAGAGGAUCAACAGGAAUACGCGCAGGUGACCAAAAUGCUGGGCAAUGGUCGCUUGGAGGCAAUGUGCUUUGAUGGCGUCAAACGUCUGUGUCAUAUUCGGGGGAAACUUCGUAAGAAGGUUUGGAUCAAUCAGGGCGAUAUAAUAUUGGUCGGCUUGCGUGACUAUCAAGACUCAAAGGCUGAUGUCAUUUUGAAGUAUACACCAGAUGAAGCCCGAAAUCUGAAGACUUACGGCGAGUUUCCGGAAUCGGUUCGCAUCAACGAAACAGUCACAUUCGUCGAAGAUGGCUUCGAUGAAGAUAUUGAGUUCGGUGAUGAGAUUAGUUCGGAGGACGAUGCUGAUUCCGUAGACAACAUCUGAUCCAAAAAGAAUCAAGCAGCAGCAGCUGAAGACGAAGCUGUAGAGUCUGUUCAAGAAUAGGGAAAUAAACAAAUUUGUAAAAAGCCGACAGUCUCCUCUGGCACCAGCGUCCACCCACAGCAGUCAACAACCCCGCACACACACAUUCACAAAGGCACACACACACACGCAUCCACCAUAUGCACACAGCAAGCAGAUCAGUUACAACUGGCAAUCGAUAUAUGCAGGAGGCAAACCAAUCCAUUCAGACAGCAAUAACCUUAAAAAAAUGAAGCGUUCCUUUUUAUAAAUUUCGAAGUUCUUUUUUCAAAUUUGGAUGCCAAACUCAAAUCUAACGUUUUCAUACGCAAUGUUCAAUACGAAAUGAUGUUAAACAAAUAGUAGAACUUUUUUAAAGCAAAUGAAA
Molecule: messenger RNA, 1042 nt
Organism: Drosophila navojoa
Lineage: Eukaryota; Metazoa; Arthropoda; Insecta; Diptera; Drosophilidae
Gene: eIF1A
Product: eukaryotic translation initiation factor 1A
Biological process (GO): translational initiation
Molecular function (GO): translation initiation factor activity; RNA binding
Source: RefSeq, a predicted model, not a curated record